GCUCCGGCAGCUCAGUGCUGAUCGGGGUGCCGAGAGCAGAGCCAUGGCCGAGGAGCAGCGAGACCUCAUCUCUGACCGGGCCAGCAUUGGGGACACCCAGAGGGCUGCCUGUGGGCGCAGAGCUGCCUUCUCCACGCUCUCCAUCCUGGUGGCCCUGCUGAUCGCUGGCCAGGCUGUCACCAUCUACUUUGUCUACCAGCAGAGCGGGCAGAUCAGCAAGCUGACCAAGACCUCCCAGACCCUGCAGCUGGAGGCACUGCAGAGGAAACUGCCUGCCAGUGCCAAGCCGGUGAACAAGAUGAAGGUGGCCAUGGUGAACACACCUCUGGCCAUGAAGGUCCUGCCUGUGGCCUCCAUUGCAGACAGGCUGGACCUGGCUCCCCCCAGCAACAAAACCGAGGACCAAGUGAAGCACCUGCUGCUGCAAGUAGACCCCAAGAAGAUGUUUCCAGAGCUGAAGGGCAGCCUGCUGGACAACCUGAAGAGCCUGAAAACCACUCUGAGCGGUGCAGACUGGAAGUCCCUUGAGUCCUGGAUGCACAAGUGGCUGCUGUUUGAAAUGGCCAAGAACCCCAAGGCAGUCCCCGUGGAGCCCAAGCCAGACCCAGUGAAGCCCAAGGCAGUCCCAGCAGAGAAAGUGCAGACUAAGUGCCAGGCAGAGGCCAGCUUUGGGGGCACCCAUCCGGGCCGCUUCCGCCCCCGGUGCGAUGAGAACGGCGACUACCUGCCCAAGCAGUGCCACGCCGGCACCGGCUACUGCUGGUGCUGCUACAGAAAUGGCACCCAGAUCCAGGGCACUGCCACUCGGGAGCAGCUGCACUGCCCUGGUAGCCUCAGGCCUCCAUCACCCACAUCCUGCUCUCCCUCUGCAGAUGUCGUGGAGCCAGAGGAGAUGAUGUUCUCUGGCGUGGACAUGCUCAAGCUGGGUGCAGAAAAAGUUGACUAG
Messenger RNA from Dryobates pubescens (Downy woodpecker), 946 nucleotides. It is a transcript of the gene CD74, whose product is annotated as CD74 molecule. Gene Ontology annotation, biological process: positive regulation of type 2 immune response; negative regulation of DNA damage response, signal transduction by p53 class mediator; positive regulation of kinase activity. The coding region runs from base 44 to 946 and encodes 300 amino acids. Lineage: Eukaryota; Metazoa; Chordata; Aves; Piciformes; Picidae. The transcript has 9 exons. Gene Ontology annotation, cellular component: cytoplasm; membrane; cell surface. Gene Ontology annotation, molecular function: macrophage migration inhibitory factor binding; cytokine receptor activity; MHC class II protein binding. The record is from RefSeq and is a predicted model, not a curated record.